This is a messenger RNA of Ruditapes philippinarum (Manila clam), 1776 nucleotides long. RefSeq lists its product as uncharacterized. The coding region runs from base 256 to 1386 and encodes 376 amino acids. The transcript has 9 exons. The record is from RefSeq and is a predicted model, not a curated record. NCBI's taxonomy places the organism in Eukaryota, Metazoa, Mollusca, Bivalvia, Venerida, Veneridae.
UACGUAGUAUUUUAUGCUAUUAAAUCAUUCUGGUAUAUUUUAUAAUUACGAUACUUCCUUUUUCAAAACUAAGUUUACGUUUUAUGUAGAUGUAAGAUUUAUAAAGAGAAAGUGGAUUAUUUAAAUCUUAAACAUGUCGAAUUUUUUUUAAAAAGUGUUGUCUUUGUUAUCGCUUUUACUAAUUUUGAAGUAACUGGUGUGGAUUUCACUCUAAACAAGGAGAGAGUUCUUCUAGGCAGCACAGGAACAUUAACUAUGAGAUGUAGUAUCACUGAAACAGAUGUAGAUCGUAUUUACCUUAUACAGAUACGAAGACUUAAAUCAACCACGCAUUCUGGAUCAGAUCCUAAUGAUUGGCAGACAUUAGCAUUAAUGGAAGUAGGUAGAAAUGAAAAUCCUACGUUAACAGAUGAUAUUACAGCUGUAGCAGCUAGUAAAGAUUAUGUUGCUGGAGGAUCAUGGGAUUCUACAACACUUGCUAACACAUAUCUUACAUUGUCUAUGAGCAUGGAGAAGAUGGUUUGUGAUGAUGCCAGGUAUUAUAGAUGUGAAUUGUCGUAUAAAAGCACAACAUCAGGAACAAUUGCUAAUGUUUACAGAAACGUCACGUUUUCAGCAUAUGUAAAACCUCAAGUGACAUCAUUGAUAACAAGAAAGAAUGGUUUUAUAGUAGAAGGAAUGUCACCAUCAAACAUGGCCAUUGCUGACGUAGGAGAUGAGUUGCAUCUUACGUGUACUGCUAAUAUAGGAAGUUUACCAGGAGCCCCUAUUCGAUGGCAUAGAACAUCAGAAACUUCCAAAAAUGAUGACUUUAUUGGCUAUCAACCACCAGAAUAUACAUAUGAUAAGGGCAUUGCAAUCAGUGACAGUCAGUGUGGAUAUACACGAGUGGCUUCAAUCAGAUACUACACAACAGCAGCUGAUGCCAAUAGGGAAAACAAUCUGGCAUUCGAGUGUUUUGUUACAGUUAGUGGAGAUCCGUACGGACUAUCUUACACAUCUGAAAACAAUCCAAAAUUUUAUACUGCCGUUACUAAACCAGACAAUGGAAACACAGUUUCUAACAUUGGCACAACAGGUACUGACGUAUCACUGGCUAUUUUCAUGGGGACUGUGAUUUUCGCACUAGUCUUUGCGGUUCUCUCAGGUGUGGUAUUUACGCUCCGUUGUUUAAUAAGGACAAAAACAGGUCAUACAACUCAAGAUCAGCAUCAACAUAUACAAAUUCAAGAAACUAGGAUAAGUGACGUUGCCAUUUCAACAAACACGUACGAACAACUUCAAAACAGAGGGGAUACGGAGGGUAGAAUGACCUACGACUCACUUAAUGUGAGUUCCAGUGGAUCACCAAUCAGCUCAUCACAAUAUGAAAAUCUGACACAUUGAUAAGAAAUACCUCACACUGAUGCAGAUGUAAAACACAACUGAUAAAAAUGGAUACAUUUUGAGACUUUAAGCAAAAUGAAAUCCAACAUCGAGAACACGUUAUUAAAUGACAUUAUCUUGAUGUAUGACAAUGUGAUAUCUAAAUUCAACAACUGUAGAACAAAACAAAAAAAACACUACAUGUGACGUCAUUCUUAUCCCUAUUUUUCAGGACAUUUGUAAUCUCGAAUAGGCUUUUUGCCCAUUUUUAUUUUUUUUGAAGAUAUUAUAGAAUUAUGAUAUUGUUUUAUAUUUGACUUUUCAAAUAUGUCCCUGCAUGUUUUGUCAAGCAAUCGUAUAGCACUUAAGUUGCUAUUGUGUACAAAUAUAAGAACUAUCUGAAAAACUUUA